GUGCUGGGUCGUUGCGCUUCGCCGCACGGCAGGAUGGUGGAUUUCGUGGUCGCUCGAACCUCGGAUGGCUUUUUCUCGAAAGAGAGUGCUAGAGCAGUGGCAGAAAAGAGCCGGCAUGCUGUGUGGUGGGCCUCGCCCGUGCACAGGAAAGAGAGAGAGAGAGAGAGUGAGAAGAGUUCUGGGAGCUGUUUGGCAGCGUUCAUUGGUUUGUUGUUUUUCUCGUGUUUGUGUUGUUUUUUUCUGCUCUGCUCUUCUGUUCGAUGUUUGUUUUCUUCGACACUGCCCGUUCCGCGCCCUUCCUGCUUCCUCCCUGCUGAGCCCACAGACUGCCGAGGCUGGGCAAAUGAUGGCCCGGGCCACGGUCGAGCUGGUUAGAUCGCGCGUAUCCUGCGUACGGUGCGGAGUGUGUGACGACGCUCGCUUUGCUCGCAUUGAUCGAAGCAUUGGCCCCUUGCCAGCAUCCCUACAGUGUAGUGUACCGUUGACUAUUGGACUGGAGUGUUUGCUAGUGUGACCUGCACUGUGACGUUUUGUGCCACGAGUGUGUGUGUGUGUGCAGUGUUCCGUGGCGUUGUUUUUUUCCGUGCGUAACCGAAACGAGUAGCGAGCAGAAAGUAGCCAGCAAACAGUCAACCAGCAAUCAAGUGACCGUGCCAGGGUGCCCUCAGUGGUGGUUGAUCUGCCCUCUGUCCACUCUCAACCCCCCCCCCCCCCCCCCCCGCUCCCCGGCACCUUCCAGAAGCCAGGCCAACAUGUUGAACGUGUGCGCGGACCUGGUGCAGUUCGACCAGUACAGCCUGCAGCUGUACAACUACGCGAUGGUGGAGCGGUUCCGCUCGAACCAGUUCUUCAACUACGGCAACUUUGUCGCGGACACGCGCACCCUAUCCCGGUUCUUCAAGCCCGCCCUGCCCCCGAACCCGGUCGAUGCGGCGACGGCGGCGGCGGCCGCCGCAGCAGCAGCCGCGGCCGGCAGCGCCCUGCUGGCCGACGCCAGCAAGCUCUCCUCCCAGGCGCCGAAGCCCCAGUACAGCUACAUCGGGCUGAUCGCGAUCGCCAUCCUCAGCUCGCCGGAGAAGAAGCUCGUGCUGUCCGACAUCUACCAGCACAUCCUGGACAACUACUCGUACUUCCGCAGCCGGGGCCCCGGCUGGCGCAACUCCAUCCGCCACAAUCUGUCGCUGAACGACUGCUUCAUCAAGGCGGGCCGGAGCGCCCACGGCAAGGGCCACUACUGGGCGGUCCAUCCGGCGAACGUGGAGGACUUCCUCAAGGGGGACUUCCGGCGCCGGAAGGCCCAGCGGAAGGUGCGCCGCCACAUGGGCCUCACGUCCGACGACGACAUCUACGACAACAGCAGCCCGCGCCAGUUCUUUCCCGCGAUCAACUCACCGCCGGCGGCGGCAGGGCAGCAGGGCGUUCAUGGGGGUCAGCCCCCGUCGGCCGGCACCGUGCUGCCGCCCCACCCGGUGCUGACCAAUCCCGCGCUCUAUCUCGGGCCGGGCUCGACCGCCUCGGCGACGGCAACGUCGGCGGCAGCCGCCGCUGCUGCAGCUGCAGCGGCUGCUGCGGCGGCCGCAGCCGCCGCCAGCUCGAGCACGGCCGCAGCAGCCGCCGCAGCCGUCGGGAGCGGUGGUGGCGGCGGCGGCGGCGGAGGAGUCGGCGGAGCAGGCCAGCCUCCGGCCGGUAAACUCUCCCUCAUCGGGGACGGCGGCCCGGUCGAGCACCAUCUGCACCAUCAGCACCAGCAAGCCGCCGCCCUCCUGCAUCACCAUCACCAGCAGCAGCAGCAGCAUCUCCAUCAGCACCAUCAUCAACAUCAACACCAUCACCAUCACCAUCACCACCAUCAUCAAACAACGGCCGCGGCCAUCAUCAUGCGCAACACGAUGGAAAGCUUCUCCCGCAAGCGCCAGUUCGAUGUGGAGUCGCUGCUCCGCCCGGACGACGGUGCGGACGACCGGGAACCGUACGAGCUGCGGCGGCCCCGGCUCUGUUCGCCCGCCAGCUCCAGCCAGAGCCCGUCGCCGCUGCCCGCGUACACCGGCCAGGGGGGGCUGGUGAUGGGUGGGCCGCCGCUGCCGCCGCCAAAGACGAGCCCGGCACAGACGCAGCCGCCGCACGGCGCCAAAACACCCCAGCAGUAAAGCGAUCGUGAGAGUAAGAUAAGCAGAGAACAGAGAGAGAGAGAGAGAGAGAGAGAGAGAGAGAGAGAGUAAGGUAGAGAGGUAGAAAGAGAGAGAGAGAGAAAGAGAGAGAAAACAUUUAUCGAGGAUCUCAAGUAGAAGUUCCUUUAAAUCCCCAUCUAAACCUCACUGUGUACAUUCCUAUUCCUUCAUAUCCUCUGCGCGAGCUGCACGUACGCUUGGUGCCGUGACCAGGAUCACCAGCGUUUACCAGCCGCCCCAUACACGGGGUGCAUCGUGCAGCUUCUUUUUCCUCCUCUUUCUAAACCAUCUCGCCAUCGUUCUUCUUCCGCUUUCCCACUUUUCACCCCCCCCCCCCUCCCCUCCGCUCCAGCCGUUUCGUAAAACAAAAGCCAAACUAACUAGAGGAAGAAGCAGCCUACGUACGUACGUAAAUAUUAUAAAUGUAUAUUAAAGUACGCGCGCACCUACGCACGCGAUUAUUGAAUGUGACUGUUAGCCAUUGAUGUGAAACGAUCCGCAAACCGUGCGAGGAUGGUGUGUGCGAGGGUUUUAACGUGUAAAAGGAUCAUCCCUUUUUCCCGCCCGAGUCGUUCGGGAUUAUAAAGUAUAUCAAACAAUUAGAGUAUCAUCCGACCGAAUACGAAUCAACCAACUAUCGGUUUUUGUAAGCGGAUUUCCUUCCCUUCUUGGCCAACUCGGCCUCUUUUCUUACCCACUACGCUUCCCGUCUCGUACGCUGCGCCUAUCAUGCCCGUAAGCCGUGCCUCCUGGGAAAAAAGCUGGGGAACGAACGGUUUCCAUAGCACGAAUGCUAAGGUGUUCCUUCCGUGCGGAAAUUAAUUUCGAUAUCAAAGGAAGGAUUAAAUGGCCCGCCCGGUAGGCGGCCUGCCGUGAGCUGCUGCUGCGGUUUUGGUUGAUUAAUUUUUUUCCCCUGCUCCCGUGCUCCCGUGGGAUGCACCCCGAGGGGUGUAUGGCUUCCUUUUGUGCGCUCGCUGCCACCCAAAAAUGGAACACGGCAGCGUCCUCUUUUCCCAGCUUUUUUUUUCAUUCCUACCCACUCCCCAGCAACCAGUAAGGAUGGUCCUAACACGGGGAUAAUUCCCACCCACUCACUCCUACCCCUCGCUAGAGCCUAGUAGCCGCCCAGUGUUAGUGUUCUGUGCCGAAAUGUGUCGAUGUGCAUCUUCCGUUUCCUUUAUUCCAUUCCGCUUCCCGUGUCGUUCGUUCAGGGUUUUUAGAUUUUACGUUUUGUCAAAGAAAAACAAUCACCUCUCUCUCGCUGUAUGUACUAUGCUACGCGGGCGAGACACCGCAUUGACCGUUUGUUACAGUGACGCCAGUAAAAUGGGAUAGGGACGAUCGGGGCAUGCGGCUAGAUUCAUCGAAAAGUCGAAAGCAAAAUAUUAUUACCUUUAUCCUUCUCCAAACAAACAAACCUGUGCACAGCGUUAGUGUUUUCUUUCCUCUUUAUUAGCUUUUAUAUUCAUUGGUGAAUGUAUGUAUGUGUGUGUGUGAGUGUUGUUUGUGUGUGAGUGUCUGAUCAUGGGUGCGUGUGACUGUGUGAUAUAUUGAUACUAAAAUAUCCGAAAGAUUCGUAUCUAAUUUCAUCUUUUUAUUUUUGAAAUUUGGAAACUUUUCAUCCAAUUCAUUGAAACGUCGGUAAGUAGUGUGUGACAUGCUAGAGGCAUCAGAUUCUUCCAAGCUACCAGCUCUCGGCGGAACAGACCUCUCCGGAUGGGGGCUCCAAAACAUGGCUCCAGACUUCCGGACCCGGUGCCAUUGCAAAGGAAAGUGACAAACAAAACAAUACGUUAGAUAGUGCAAACGUGUGAAUGUUCUGCUGGAAGAUCUAAGCGAUCCUCGAUGACUCUUGAAGUCAUCUGGUCAUCUGGAUCUCGGGC
Anopheles coluzzii is the source of this 4051-nucleotide messenger RNA. It is a transcript of the gene fd102C, whose product is annotated as forkhead box protein L2. NCBI's taxonomy places the organism in Eukaryota, Metazoa, Arthropoda, Insecta, Diptera, Culicidae. Gene Ontology annotation, molecular function: ice binding; DNA-binding transcription factor activity, RNA polymerase II-specific; RNA polymerase II cis-regulatory region sequence-specific DNA binding. Bases 753 to 2147 code for a protein of 464 amino acids. Gene Ontology annotation, biological process: anatomical structure morphogenesis; regulation of transcription by RNA polymerase II; cell differentiation. The record is from RefSeq and is a predicted model, not a curated record. The transcript has a single exon.